Molecule: messenger RNA, 1351 nt
Organism: Sturnus vulgaris (Common starling)
Lineage: Eukaryota; Metazoa; Chordata; Aves; Passeriformes; Sturnidae
Source: RefSeq, a predicted model, not a curated record
UCGUCCCUCCAUCCUCCGCCUCGCAGCGGACGCGCGGAGAAAUAAAAUGCUCGGUAACCCGCGCUGACGGUGUCCAUAGGAGAGGCGUCGGCAUAGAGGCGUACUAAGCAUGGAGGAAGAGGAAGACUAUAUGUCUGAUUUAUUUAUUAAACAGGAUGUAAGGCCAGGCUUGCCCAUGGUGAGGCGGGUGAAGGAAGCUAUUCAGAAAGAAGAAAAGCAAAAAGAAGCCAAUGAGAAGAACAGACAAAAAAGCAUAAAAGAAGAAGAAAAAGAGAGACGUGACUUGGUACUGAAAAGUGCAUUGGGCAACGAGAACAAAGGCUUUGCUUUGCUCCAGAAGAUGGGCUACAAGAGCGGCCAGGCCCUUGGCAAAAGUGGAGAAGGCAUUGUUGAACCUAUUCCUCUGAACAUAAAAACAGGCAGAAGUGGGCUUGGUCAUGAGGAAUUAAAAAAGCGAAAAGCCGAAGAAAAACUGGAAAACUAUAGACAAAAACUCCAUAUGAAGAAACAAGCAAAUGAACAAGCUGCAGAUCAGUUCAGAAUAAGAUUCAAAACCAAACAAGAAGAACGUAAGAUGGAAGGGGACCUGCGAAAAAGCCAGAGGGCCUGCCAGCAAUUAGAUAUGCAAAAAGAUAUUCAUGUUCCCAAGGAGACUUGGUUUUGGAUAGAACCUGAAGAGGAAGUCAAAAAGGAUGAGGAAGACAAGGAAGAUGAAUGCACAAGCUCAGACUUAAGUGUAUCAGAAAAGCUGCUCAUCCUGACGGCCUAUUUGAGAGAGGAACACUUCUAUUGCAUUUGGUGUGGAACAACCUAUGAAGACUCUGAAGAUUUAUCUUCAAACUGUCCUGGAGACAGUGCUGCAGAUCAUGACUGAAGCCAGUCUAAGGGAAGGAGCCCUGAUAAGUAUGUAUAAUUCAGAGUAUCUCUUAAAAGGCUCUAAGCUGUGCCAUACUCAAGAAUUCAUACCAAAGUAUGCAGAAGAAGAGUUGAAGUUGACAAGUUAAAUUCAUAUUUUCUGUUUGAUGCAUAAUUUAAUAGGAAUUAAAAUUUGGUAUUUGUAAUUGAAGUAACAUAAUUGGGAGGUAGGUUGAGUCUUUCACAUCUUUGUUUAUUCACUGCCCAACUGGUAAUAAAAAUUCAACUAUGAGUAAAGACAUAAAUAUUGGCUAAUCACUUUAUUGCAUAAUGUGUUAAACAGGGCUUAUUCAUCUUUAGAGAGAUGCCUAAAUACCUGGUUUUGCUUACUAUCUUAAAUUUGGGGGGGGGGAAAGCUUGUGAAACAUGACAGUGACAUUAUUUUGUUGUACAUAAAAGUGCAUAUUUUCCAUAAUUAAAUAGAAUUGGAUCAUGA